This is a messenger RNA of Scophthalmus maximus (turbot), 2313 nucleotides long. It is a transcript of the gene josd2, whose product is annotated as Josephin domain containing 2. Gene Ontology annotation, biological process: protein deubiquitination. The coding region runs from base 560 to 1114 and encodes 184 amino acids. The transcript has 4 exons. The record is from RefSeq and is a predicted model, not a curated record. Gene Ontology annotation, molecular function: cysteine-type deubiquitinase activity. NCBI's taxonomy places the organism in Eukaryota, Metazoa, Chordata, Actinopteri, Pleuronectiformes, Scophthalmidae.
ACCCUGGUGGGUUGAGGAGGCUUAUGUUUGCUGUUCUUACACAGAGGGGUUAGUUUAUUAUUUUUAUUAAUUAAUAAUUGAACCAGUUUAGCAGAAGAGUUCAAAGGUAAAGUGAAAGGGGUUGUUUUUUUCUUGUCCCGUUGUGCAUGAAAAAACCGUAAAUGGGCGUGGCUGCCGCGCAACAACAACACAACAAAAACAAGGGCUCUGCUUCCGGUUUCUGGAUGUAGCUGUCAGACUCCAGCAUCUUUUCUUUUUUUUUAACGAGGAACCGCCUCAUCAGCAGGUCAGUGGCUUCAUCUGGCUGUUGUCGGUUAAUACCAGUCACUUUUUUUUGUGCCAAAUGUAGAGAAGAACCGGCCGGCGCUCACAGUGCAGCCCCCCGGUGCCGUACAGCAGUUAGCUAGCGACUUCGAAGUUCCCGUUAGCUCGAACCGCGCCGAGCGGUUGCCCCCCCGUCACGUGAGCCAACCAGCAGCUUGCAGCCGUUACCCGGUGUUCACUCCCGUCGCCGUCGCCUUCCCUCCGUGUGUCUCCUGUGCGUGAAGCGAGCAUUAGCAUGAGCGAAGGAGACGUGUUUCACGAGAAGCAACGACUGGAGCUGUGCGCCAUCCACGCGCUCAACAACGUGCUCCAGGAGCGGGUGUUCACCAAGGAGACGGCCGACGACAUCUGCAAACGGUUGGCUCCACAGUGUGUGGUGAAUCCUCAUCGGUCAGUUUUGGGCACGGGAAACUAUGACGUCAACGUCAUCAUGUCAGCGCUACAGAGCAGGGAACUGGCCGCAGUGUGGUGGGACAAACGCAGGACGGUAGAGAGCCUGUGCAUGUCAAAGGUCCAUGGCUUUAUUCUUAAUGUCCCAUCGCGAGUAUCACUCGGGAUCGUGUCCCUCCCACUCCGACGGCGGCACUGGCUCGCAGUUCGGCAAGUUAAUGGUCAAUACUACAACCUUGACUCCAAACUGAAGAGUCCCCUCUGUAUCGGAGGAGAGGCAGAGCUACGCUCAUUUCUCAGCGAACAGCUUUCUCAGGACGUGGCAGAGAUGCUCCUGGUUGUCCAGCGAGAGGUGGAGGAAGACAGUUCAUGGCUGAACUCUGACAACCUCAAAAAAUGAUGCCUUGGGAGAGGACAUGGACACGCCUCAUUACACAAAAUCUCUUCAGGGAACGCACUAAAACACAUCUACAAACAUACACAUAGAGGAAACUCCAAAGAGAAGCAGAGACGGACGUUCACCCUGGAAAUGAAGAACUGUUUUGAUUGUGUUCACACACACUGUCCUGAUCUCAGUACAUUUGUUUUAGAAGCUAAGAGUUUUACAGGUUUGAAGCUAAUUUGAUGAUACUUGAGUUGAGACACAUACUGUACGGCUGAACUUUCACUGUUUUGUGGUAGAAAAAUUGCAGACAGCAUUUUUGCAUGAACAUCUGCAUUUGCAGUAGAGAUAACUGGACUAUGAAACAUGAAGAGAAAAACCAUUGGAUUGAAUUUGCCACGUUAGAUAUCGUCGCCUAAAUUAGAUCAGUAUGUACAAGACUGUAAAGUCAAAACGUGUCAGUUAUCGAGUGGCACCAUCUCUUCCCUUGACCUUUGUUGUAAACUUUCUAUGCACUACAGAGUUAGAUUUGUUAGCACUGUUCGUCACUGUGUGUGUGUGUUCAUACAGGCACAUGCUCUGUGAUAGUAUCGCCUGGUGAGGCAUUGAAGGACCACACCAGUGUCUUUGCAUGUUUUCAACAAUUAACCACAAAUUAAUCGCAAUUUCAGACAGGGUUCACAACAUGAUGCAGUUUCUCGGAUGUUGGAAUAUGUUUGUUUUGUAUGAUCCUGCUGGCUCGCCUUCCCCCCUUUAUUUAGCUUCAGUGUAUACGAUGAACACCGUGCCUCUUAUUUUUGUUCAAGUUGGGUUGUAGUGCGAUGAGACAAAAAUGAAAGUAGACAUGAUGUUCAUUGUGAUGCAACCAGGUCUCACGAAUCUUCAGGUUGAUACUGCCACGUGUUGAAUGUUAGUAAGAUCACUUACACUUUUCUUACUGUAAAAGGAAACCAUGUAGGAACUUAAAGUUCACUUCCUGAUUAGUUGUAAGUUGAUGAGUUGAACAUGCAAAAACACUGGUACUGUGACUGUAUGUUGCCUUUGUGUUUGUAUUCUGUCUCUCUUAUUGAUCUAUGCAUAUCCAAAAAGAAUAGGAGCACUGUCUCCUUCUCACUAGUGACUGACUCACACGUACGUAAGCCUAAGCUCAGAGGUUCAUGAUAUUGAAACUUAUUUAUAUUAAACUUUGACCUCCUCUUUUGAGUAUGAAUCUGUUA